CCUGGAGGGAGGAGCCGGCGCGAUGUGAUCCCGGCCACCUGUAACACCAAACAGCAGUCAUGAGCGAGCUGAGCCGAGACUCGGUUAUCCGCUUCUUGAGCGGGAAAGGAGGCCGGGUACCUAACCAGCAGCUGGUGGAGCAUUUCCGGCCCCUUCUGACCGAGCAGCCCCCCGGAGAGGCCCGCAAUGCUGCUCGUCACCUCUUCAAAGACAUCGUUAACGACGUGGCCAGCGUGCGGGCGGAGGACGGGGUGAAAUAUGUCUGUCUGAAGAAAAAGUACCGGAGAGCAGCAGAGGAGACAAAGCAAGAUCCAGGGGGGAAUCAUGGCUCGGAGCGAAGUCGUGAGACACAGCCUGCCGCCGGGGAAAAUGUCGGCCAGGCGAUCGCAGCGGAGCCCAGCACCGGAGGGCCGAUCGCAGCAGAGCCCAGCACCGGGGAAACGAUCACAUCAGAGCCCAGCACCGGGGAAACGAUCGCAUCAGAGCCCAGCACCGGGGAAACGAUCGCAGCAGAGCCCAGCACCGGGGAAACGAUCGCAUCAGAGCCCAGCACCGGGGAAACGAUCACAUCAGAGCCCAGCACCGGGGAAACGAUCACAUCAGAGCCCAGCACUGGAGAGACGAUCACAUCAGAGCCCAGCACCGGAGAGCCGGGUGAGGUGGACACCCCAGAUUCUAGUCCCGGAGAGGAGUCCCCCCAGGCUGUGUCUUCCCCCGGUUCCGAUGGUCCCCCCAGGAUCUCAGUGACGGAGGAGCCGGAGGAUGAUCCCAGGUUGGACGGAGAGAAGAUGCAGAGGAAGCUGCCCUCGGGCUCCCCAGAUGAGCUCCUGGCCACCCUGCUUACCCACGCACGGCAGAACCGGGUGCCCGUCAACAUCAACGCCCGGGCGUCCGGCGGCUACACCCCCCUUCACCUGGCCGCCAUGCACGGACACCUGGACGUCAUCAAGCUGCUGGUCGGGGCGUACGAUGCCGAUCUGGAUAUCCGGGACUACAGCGGCAGGAAAGCCUGGCAGUACCUGAGUCCGGACACUGCCCGCGAUGUCCAGGCGCUGGUGGGGGCAUUACAGGGCCGCGAGGAGGAAGAUGACGGCACAACCCCGGGAUCAGGCCGCUGGCGGCUCUCCAAAGUCUUACCCUCCCAGCUGAUCGUACACAGGUUGUCCCAAUUACCGGAGGAUGAGCAGGAUGGUGGGGGGCGCACCCGGCCAGACAUCAGCAGGAAGGGCUCUGGGGGCAGCAGGGGUAAGCCUCGCCUCAAUAGGAUCAGAUUUAGGACACAGAUCAUCCAUACUAACUUGACAGCCAGGGACGAUGAGGAUGAGAGAACACUGAAGAGCCCCAUUAGGCACAGACCCAAAUCUAAUGUAUUUGGCUGA
Molecule: messenger RNA, 1379 nt
Organism: Nanorana parkeri
Lineage: Eukaryota; Metazoa; Chordata; Amphibia; Anura; Dicroglossidae
Gene: SOWAHC
Product: sosondowah ankyrin repeat domain family member C
Exons: 1
Coding region: 60-1379 (439 amino acids)
Molecular function (GO): protein binding
Source: RefSeq, a predicted model, not a curated record